AUGGUUCGCCUUAGCUUUAUUAUGUCUAUCGCCUUGGCGGUUCAAGGCAUUCAAGCCGCUCCUGCGGUGCGAAAUAACAAUAUUGAACGGCGCGACAGCGUUAUUCAGCGGGCUGAGAAUACUCCAGUUAGUUAUCCCGGUGGAUAUAAGAAGCGGGAUAACAGCCGCCCGUCUGACAAUUCUGUGAACAAAAAGGACAAACCAACGCUAGCAGCGGAAUCUACUAGUAGUUCCGGGAGCGACAAUGGCAGUACACCGCCGGCUACCAAACCUUCCGAGAACUCUGGGAGCGAUACGGGCAGUACGGCGCCGGCUAUCAAACCUUCCGAGAACUCUGGGAGCGAUACGGGCAGUACGGCGCCGGCUAUCAAACCUUCCGAGAACUCUGGGAGCGAUACGGGCAGUACGGCGCUGGCUACGAAACCUCCUGGUAACUCCGGCAGCGGAAAUGACAAUCCACCGCUAACAGCGGAAUCUCCUAGUAGUUUUGGGAGCGACGAGGGCAGUACACCGCCUAAAGAGGAAUCUCCUAGUAGUUCCGGGAGCAAAAAGGGCGGUACGGCGCUGGCUACGAAACCUCCUGGUAACUCCGGCAGCGAAAAUGGCAAUAAAACGCCGGCAGUGGAAUCUCCUGAUUGCUCCGACAGCAAAAGCGGCAGUACAUCGUCGGCUACGAAACCUUCCAAGGACUCUGUGACCGAUCAGGAUAUUACGAAGUCGCCUCCAAAUGGUGCUGAUAACUCCGGCAGCGAAAACGGCAGUACAGGGUCGGCUACCAAACCUUCCAAGAACUCUGAUAUCGACAGGAUCAGUGCAGCGUCGGCUGCGAAGCCUCCUAAUAACUCUGUGGCCGAUAAGGAUAAUGCGAAGUCGACUCUAAAUGGCGCUGAUAACUCCGGCAGCGGAAAGGGCAGUACAGGGCCGGCUACCGAAGCUUCCAAGAACUCUGGGAGCGACAAGAGCAGUGCAGCGCUGGCUGCGAAAUCUACCAAUAACUGUGACCGAAAUGGUAAUACGACGCCGACUCCAAAUGGUUCUAAGAACUCUGGGAGUAAAGGUGAUGGCACGCUGCCUCAGGCACUUCCCACAUCUGUUCCCGGGGCGAACGUCGACCCCAAGGUCCCGACUCGUACCCCGGGAGAAGAAAAGGCCGUUCAGGACAAGCUAGACAAGCUAGAGGAGCAGGCGGCAACGGGGCAGAAAGAGGCAACGGGGCAGAAAGAGAAGGCUUAG
Molecule: messenger RNA, 1233 nt
Organism: Metarhizium robertsii ARSEF 23
Lineage: Eukaryota; Fungi; Ascomycota; Sordariomycetes; Hypocreales; Clavicipitaceae
Exons: 2
Coding region: 1-1233 (410 amino acids)
Source: RefSeq, a predicted model, not a curated record